Molecule: messenger RNA, 2013 nt
Organism: Candidozyma pseudohaemuli
Lineage: Eukaryota; Fungi; Ascomycota; Pichiomycetes; Serinales; Metschnikowiaceae
Gene: MNN24
Product: Mnn24p
Exons: 2
Coding region: 1-2013 (670 amino acids)
Biological process (GO): mannan biosynthetic process
Cellular component (GO): Golgi apparatus
Molecular function (GO): alpha-1,2-mannosyltransferase activity
Source: RefSeq, a predicted model, not a curated record
AUGAUUUCCAUACCAGCGAGGUGGACGAGGAUACUUAUUGCCGUCUGCAUCUUCCUCACCGUGUUGAACUUCCUAUCCUCCGCCUUCACCAGCAAAUCAUCCAACUUCGAUACGUCUGUGGUGGGCAAGCCAAAGCUGAACUACUACCACUCCGAUGGAACGAAAGACCUUCUCAAGGUAGGCGCCAACUCAGGUGGAAAUGGCGAGGCGGGUGACCAAUCCCAAGAGGGACAACAGGACAAACAGCCUUCUGAACCAGAGGCUGAUGAACCUCCCAUCAACAAGGCCAAGCCACCAGUGCUCGAGCAGCAGCUCCGCAAGUACCUUGACGACCGUGACAACGGCUUGUUCAUUGUUCUGCUGGAGCUUGGCGACCCCAACGUUCCUGAGUACGAGACUCACGACAUCAAGCUGCUCCUCAAGACCAACAAGAAGAAGAAGAAGUUUGAAGUUGCCGAAGUCAAGGGCUAUGACUACACCUCAUUGCAGCAACAAGUUCUGUUUUCUCAAAGCAGCGGUGGCAUUGGCGACUCUUUGCAGUUUUUAGAGUUCCGCAAAUUGUUCAUCGAGUUUCUUGAGGGGACUUGGGGUUUGAUUGAAGCUGCCAGGCCCACGGUCGGCGGAAUCAACAACGCCGCUCACUACUCGCAAGCCAAGGCUUUGAACAAGUACGACAACGUCAACGGCAAGAUCCCUGUGUACGGUGGCCAUUGGAGAGAAUCGUAUUUGGCCGAGCCCGUUCGUACAAAGGACUAUUUGCUGUACUUCUUGCGUAUCACUACCCAGGAGAAGAACGCCCUUCAGAACUCCCACGCUACCUUUAUGAACACGAGACCCAAGUCUUUCCCUGGCCAAUUGCUCAAAGCAGGAAGAAAGUUUGGUUUCAUGGAAGGCGAUGGUAUCGUGUAUUUGGGCGGUGGCAAGUACAACCAGUUGGUUCUUUUGUCCAUCUCUUUAUUGAGAGACACAGGCUGCAAGCUUCCCAUCGAAGUUAUUCUUCCCAGCAGAGAUGACUUCGAUCUUGACCUCUGUAACAACAUUCUUCCGUCUUUCAAUGGAAGGUGCAAAAUCAUGUCUGACUUCCUUCCGAGCAAGCUUGUCGGCGGUUUAAAAAAUUUCCAGCUCAAAAGUAUGGCAUUGUUGAUUUCUUCUUUUAAGAACGUGUUGUACUUAGACGCGGACAAUCUUCCUAUUAAGAACCCCGACUACUUAUUUGCCAACAAGCCAUUCACUGAGCUGCACAUGAUUAUCUGGCCCGACUUGUGGCGUCGUUCGACCUCCCCUAGCUUUUACGAAAUCGCAGAUAUUGAAGUCGAUCCUAAUUGGCAAAUGAGAAACAGUUACUUUGCUGGCGAUAAACGAGGCUCCACGAAGGGCGAAGUCUCCCUCCACGAUACAAAGGGAACUAUCCCAGAGGCUUCCAGUGAGACAGGUCAGUUCAUGAUUAAUAAGGAAGUACACUUUGGUACCCUUAUUUUGUCUUUGUACUACAACUACUACGGCCCCGACUUUUACUACCCUCUUCUCAGUCAAGGUGCCGCUGGAGAAGGCGACAAGGACACUUUUAUUGCAGCAGCUCAUAAACUCGACCUCCCUUACUAUCAAGUUAUGGAAUUCAACCGUGAAUUCGGACCCGAAAAACCAAGCAAAAAGCACGAGUACUUCGGCAUGGGCCAGUAUGAUCCAAUUGUCGAUUAUCUCAAUAGUCAGUUUGACCUUACCAAUAAGGCCAAUCUUGAGAACCUUGCCAACGAUAAUGAGGAUCCUGCGAAACUGAAUUACGAUUUCCAUUACUACAAGACUUCGUCCUUGAUGUUCGUUCAUGCAAACUGGCCCAAGUAUUAUAUUGAUGAAAUGUUCGGAGGCCUGAAUUCCAAUGGAAGAGGUCCCAAGGACAACAAUGGAAACAGGCGAAGAUUAUACACUGAUUACUUGAAGAAGGAGACCAGAGGCUAUGAUUUCGAGUUGGAGAUCAUGAAGCAUGCGGAUGCAUGGAAGAAAAAAGGCUUGUGA